Molecule: messenger RNA, 1437 nt
Organism: Triticum dicoccoides
Lineage: Eukaryota; Viridiplantae; Streptophyta; Magnoliopsida; Poales; Poaceae
Product: pentatricopeptide repeat-containing protein At1g08070, chloroplastic-like
Exons: 1
Coding region: 47-1222 (391 amino acids)
Biological process (GO): RNA modification
Molecular function (GO): protein binding; RNA binding
Source: RefSeq, a predicted model, not a curated record
GAAGUGCCAGAGUAGGUGGUUGGCGCUGGAUCGCGCGCUGCCAUGAAUGGCCCGCUCGUCGGGAGACGUGGUGCGGUGGACGAAGCGCAUCUCGGCGCUGGCGAGGGGCGGGCGCGCGGCGGAGGCCGUGGCAGAGUUCUCCAGGAUGGACGCGGCGCCGAACGCGCUCACGCUGGCGAGCGUCCUCCCGGCGUGCGCCAGGCUGCGGAGCCUCGGCCUGGGGCGGGCCAUCCACGGGUUUUGGCUCCGGCGAGGAGGCGGCCCCGGCGCGAACCCGAUCGUGGACAACGCCGUGCUGGACGUGUACGCCAAGUGCGGGGCCCUCCGCAGCGCGCGCCGCGUGUUCGACGGAAUGCCCGAGCGGGACGUCUUCUCCUGGACCGCGAUGGCGUGGGGGCUCGCGAGGGGCGGCAGCCCGCAGGACGCCGUCGCGAUGUUCCGGGCGAUGCUCUCCGACGGCGCCCGCCCGAACGAGGCCACCUUGGUCAGCGUCCUGCACGCCGUGGCGUCCACCGGCGCUCUGGCAUGCGGCAAGCUGCUGCACUCGUACGCGCUGAAGCGAAGGCUCGGCGGCGAGCAGGUCGUCGCCAACGCGCUGGUCGACGCCUACGCCAAGUGCGGCGAGGCGCGGCUGGCGUUCGAGGUGUUCGACCUGCUCCCGGACAAGGACCUGGUCUCCUGGGCCACCGUCAUGAGGGCCAUGGCCGUGCACGGCCGGUGCAGGGAGGCGCUGCAGCUCUUCUCCGUGAUGCUGCGCCAAGGUGUUCGACCGGACGGCGCCGUGUUCCUGUCGUUGCUCUAUGCCUGCUGCCAUGCCGGGCAGGUAGACCAGACGCUGCACCUCCUGGGCGCCAUGGGAAGGAUCUACGGGGUCGCGCCGCAGCGGGAGCACUACACGUGCGUGCUCGACGCCUGCGGCCGGGCCGGGAGGCUCGACGGAGUUGGAGAAAUCUUCAGGCGGAUGCCCGUGGAAUGCGAUCAGCAGGUACUUGGAGCUUACUGCUCCCAUGCAAGUGCGAGUAAAGCAACCGGCGUUGCCGGCGAGCGGUUCCUCUGGAAGAGGUUUCUCGCCGGAGAAGUGGCUGCCGGGCAGGAAAUGUACGUGCUCAUGUCCAAGUCGCUGGCUGAUGCAGGGCGAUGGGACGACGUUUGUUCUGUCAGGGAGAGGGCUGCUGCAACAAAGAUCGACGAGGCUGCUGCUUGCACUUGGAUCCAAGUGUAGCAUCAUUGUUCACAUCACCAUUCAACAAGGCGAAAGUUCUACUACCUUGCAUGCAUGAGAUCUUAUAGGCACGAUUUUGAUGUAAGAAUCUAUUAUCAGAUAACAGUGCAAAGCUAUCAAAAAAUUCCUUGUAAAUCAAAAUAUGUACCCAGGAAAAAAAAUAACUGCACGAAAUAUGUUACAAGCAAGUAAUGGAAUAGUGUGAAAAAUUGAUG